AUGUCCUGGUUACUGAAUUCGCUCGUCGGCAGUCCGCGAGCCGACGACGACGACGACGAAGACGUCGACGAAGAGGAGAACGACGACACUCUCCUUCCCGCCGCGGGCUCCGCCGACAAUCCCGACAGCCCCGGCAGCGCCGCGCGGGACGCGGCGGCGGCAGCGGGGGUGCGCGACGACCUCACGGAGUUGCAGCAGUCGCUCACCAAGCACUGGCGGGGCGUCGCCUCCUUCCUCACGGGCGAGCCCCGCCGGCCCCCCGCCUCCGCCCCGCAGCCCCCCGCCUCCGCUUCCGCUUCCGCCGCCCUCUCCGCCUCCGCGGACGACGCGGCGUCGCUAGAUCCGCCCGCGCCGCUGUCGCCUGAGGAGACGGCGGGGCUGUCGCGCGACGAGGUGCGCGCGCUGCGGUGGCGGCAGGAGUUAUCGCGGCAGGCGGAAAAGGACAAGGACAAGGAGAAAGGCAAAGCCUCCGCCGCCGCGGCUGCGCCGCCAGGCCGCGGGGGUGCCGCGGAAGAUGCACAAGGGGCGGGUGAGGGGGGAGCGGAGGGGGAGGAAUCGGAGGAGGAUGCGAGCGCGCGUCACGCGCGGCUGUCGGGGGUGCGCGAGGACUUGGCGGAGCUGUCGCAGCGCGUGAAGCGCGGGCUGACGUCCGUGAUCCGCGUGGUGACGGGCGACGACGCCGCCGCCGGCGCUGGCAAGGGCGCGAGGGCAGGCGGACGAGGAAAAGCGCGGCGCGGAGAAGGAGACAGCGACAGCGAUGGAGCGGAAGAGGAGGGAAGAGAGGAGGAGGAGGAAGACGACGAAGAGGAGGGGGAGGAGGGGGAGGAGGGCGAGGAGGAUGAGGAGGAGGAGGACGGGGGCGAGACGCUGUUAGAGGCGGCGCAGGAGGAUAUCAAAGCCAUCUCCAGCACCCUCGCCACCGGCAUCACGGGCGUCGGCCGCCUCGCGUCGCGCCUCUUCGCCGCCACCGACGCGCAGCUCGGGCGCGCGGAGGGCUCCGGCGGAGACGGGGAGUACGCGGAGGGCGCGGGCGCGGGGAUGGGGGAGGAGGAGUUUGGGGAGGCGGAGGUGGCGGUGGGCGUGACAGCGGACGUGGUGCAGUUCGCGCAGAACCUGUCGGGGCACCCCGAGACGUGGAUCGAGUUCCCUCUGCCCGACGAGGAGGACGAGGAGGAAGACUUCGAGGUGGCGGGCGAGCAGGAGGAGCACAUAGAGGCGGUGGAGGCGAGGGUGCCACGGCUGGUGGCGCUGCGCAUGGAGCUCACCCCGCAGCACCUCAGCGAGCGCCGCUUCUGGAAGAUCUACUUCGUGCUGCUGCACUCCCGCAUCCCCCCUGCUGCGGCCGCGCGCCUCUCCACGCCCCCCAUUCUGAGGGCUAGGGACCAGGUAUUGGCAGCGUUACGCCAACAGUCUGCAGCUGGCAUGGCAGGGGACUCGCCCUCCCCCUCCCCUUCUGCUGAUACUGGCCCCAUUGCUACUGCUGCUGCGGUAGCCAGCACAGCAGACCAGGGCAGCACCAUGCAAGCUGUCACUGAUGCUGCUGGUGGUGGUGGUCAGGGAGCAGGGAGCAGUGCUGACGUGGCAGCAGGAGUGUCAAAUGUCAGGGAUGAGGAUGCGGAUGAUGAUUGGCUGGAGGAGGAGAGUGGGGCGGUGCUGGGUGGUGGAGGGGGAGGGGGACCAGUGGGAGGAGGAGCAGGAGGGGUGGAUGAUGGGGAGGAUGUGUCUUUCAGUGACUUGGAGGACGAGGAUGAGGAGGGGGGGAAGGCUAAGGGGGAGAACGCAUCCGUUACUGCUGUAGGUGACGGUGCGAGCGGUGAUGGUAACAGUGCUGUGCAGGGCGAGCAGGCACAAGGCUCUGCAGGUGCCGCUGUUGCGGCUGAUGCUGCUGCUCAGACUGCUGCGGCUGAUGGGGAGGCAGGGGAUAAAGACGGUGUUGCUGAGGCAGGUGUGAGUGGGGGCGGUGCAGGGGAGGAGGGUAGCAAGGAGGCAGGGAAGGGAGGGGCUACGGAGAGGAGGAUAUCGCCUGAUGCUGUUGCUGUGCCACUUUUGAAUCAAGUGGACCAUUUAUUCGUAUGGGCAGCAGUAGUGCUCCGCUUUUGCACCGGUGCUCGCCCCACGGACCCUCCGCUUGCUUCGCACGCAGCCCACGCUGACGUGGCAGUCGACGCACCCUCCAUGUCAGACCUGUCCCUCUGGAGCGACCGCUUACGCACCGCUAGUGGCGGCGACGCGGCUACUCCCUCACUCGCGCCCGCUCCCGAUCCGACGAACUCCGUACGUACCAGCAGGACAGACGGCUCUGCCCCGCACGCUGCACUGCAAUUCCCCGAUACAAGUCACCCCGCUUCGGGAUCUCAAGCCGUGCCCUGUCCGUCACCUCGUCACCUCUCCGCCGCCCCUCCUGCCGCCGCAUGCCCGAUUGCGGCACUGCCCGCCGACGUGCUAUUGCACUGCCUCAUCCGCCUGCCGCGCGCCGAUUGGCCCAGGCUGCGCGCCGUCUGUCGCACGUGGCGCCGCCUCGUCGCCUGCCCCGACUUCCUUCGCCUGCGUCGCGCGGACGGUCGCAGCGAGUCGUGGCUGUUCGCCGUCGAGUGGAUGUUCAAAGGCGGCUGUAGCGGCCAACCUUUCGGCAGUGCCAGUGGCGGCGGCAGCAGCGGCGCCGGGGUGUGGGGCCGGGGCGGUCGUAAAGGAGGCGGGGGCACGGCGAGGGGGGUGGGGGGUAGCAGCGUGGACCUGGGGGACAGCGGUAGGCGGGAGUGGGGGGAGGAGGAGGGAGGGGUGGGCGAUCUUGAGAGCAGAGAGGAAGCGGGGGACGGGGGGAACGGGGAGGAGGUAAGAGAUGGGGAUGAGGAAAGCGGGGGGAGCGCGGGCGCAGGCAGUGCAACAGCAGGGGACGGGCAUGGGCAUACAGCACAAGACGAGGUCCCUCCUCUCGCCGCCUCCCACGGCCACACUGCCACAGCCCAGAAUCGAACCAGAUCGCGCGUGUUGCUGCUACAGCAGCAGCAUCCCCAGCAGCGCACGGCCGUUAGCAGCGGCCAGCGCGCCCGCUCCGCCUCCCUCUCCCCGUACACCACAGCCCCCGCGUCCGCCUCGCCCUCCCUGGCGCUGCUGUGGGCGUACGACCCAGCAGCCAAGCGGUGGUACAGCCACGGGUGCCUGCCUCCCAUGCGCGGCAUCUGCCACUCGUCCACGCUGCUCGCCCUCGGGCCCUGCCUGCUGCUGCUCGGGGGGUCCUGUAGCUCCGCCUGCUGCUCGCCGGGAGGGGGCGCCUGUGGGCCUUCAAGGGCAGUGUGGCGUUACAACGUGGUAACCGGCAAGGCGCGGCGGCUAGCAGACAUGACAUGCCCGCGCUUCAACUUCGCUGCUGCCGUGCUGCCCUCCUCCGGGCGCAUCAUAGUGCUGGACGCUCCUGCCCUGACUGCUGCUGUUGCCACGGCUCUGGAGGGGACAGAGCGGGGCAGGAGGGGGAGUAAGGAAGGCUGGGGAGGAAGGAGGGAGCGGCACGGGGCAGGGGAUGUGAGCAGCAGUAGGGCGAGUAGUGAGAUUGAGAGAGUAGACAGUGGGACGAACAUGUGGAGUUGCACGUCCCCCCCGUCUGCAUGGCGUGUGGUGCCUAGUAUGCUACCGAGCAGCGUGGCAGGGUUGGUGGCCACGCGCCUGACCACAGCCAAUGGGCAGCUUGUUCUCACCAACCACGUGGCCCCCAUGUGCCACCACGUGUUGCAGUACCUGCCCCAAACCAACUCCUGGCGGGACGCUGGGAAGCUUCCUGUGUGCGGGUUCCGGGGGUUUGGGGUGGUGGGAGUGGAUGGGCACCUGCUGGUGGAAGGGGGUGUGGAGGCGGCAGCGGUUGAUGGAGCAGUGGGGUUGGAUCCUGGAAGGUUCCUGCAGCGCACACCGUAUGUAAACGCCUUCCAGCCUAGGAUGUGGGGCGUGCAGGAGGGGCAGGAGGUGAGGCAUGGGCGGGGCAGCGGAAGGGGGAACAACUGUGUGAGAAGCAGUGGAGGAGAUGGAAGGGGACAUAGGGUUAGGCAAGGAGGUGAUGAGGUGCAAGAAGGCAUGGACGGUCAUGGUGAAGUGGCAGUGGGACUACGUGCUGACCCGGCAAUGGGGCUUCUGGGGAGGGGAAUGGCUGAGAACGAGACGAGCAGGCAGAGUGUCAGCCACCUGCACCAAGGGGCCAUUGGCGGAGCAGAGGGUCCUGUGUGGGAAAGUGAAGCAGGGCAAGCGGGUACCAGAGAGAAUGCUAGUACCAACAUGCAUGCACCUGCACAUGAGCAGCGGGGGAAUGGAAUAUCAGCACCUGCGGGUGGGCAUGGAGAUGGAGAGGGUGUGGGAGGUGUGGAAGGUAGUGCAGGUAGUGAGGUGGUGCUGCAGGAUGCAGUGUGGAGGCCUGUGCGGCCGUUUGGCAAUGCGGGUGUUCCUCGUGUGUGCCAGUGGUGCGUAGUGUCCGCGCUUUAG
Molecule: messenger RNA, 4464 nt
Organism: Closterium sp. NIES-65
Lineage: Eukaryota; Viridiplantae; Streptophyta; Zygnematophyceae; Desmidiales; Closteriaceae
Source: the annotation of a GenBank genome assembly